GCACAACCUGUCAGGGUCGAGGCCCGCUGGGCGGCCGCGUCGUGUCGCUGCUCUCGGGUCCCCACGACCAUGGAGGAUGCUCUGCUCGGAGCCAUGACGGGCCCCGAAGACGAGCUGGGCGCCGAGCUGUUCUGCCCGGAGCGUGGGUUCACGGACGGGCUGGCGCUGAGCCCCGCGACGGGUGCGGCUGAGCGGGAUGAGCUGCCUGUGCUGGCCGACGCCUACCUGGGCGCCACCGAGCCUGGGGAACAGCUGCUGCGCGCUCUCAGCCCCUCGCCGGGCGCCGAGGUACCGGCCGCCCUGCUCGGCGACUUCCCGGGGCUGCCCGAGCUCCGCAUCCCAGACGACGCCGGGCCGCCGCCCGCCUACAGCGUGCACGUGCUGUCAUCGUUACUUCCCGGGGCGCGCGGGCCCGCGCUGUUGCCGCUGAGCGCAGGAGUGCGCGUGAUCCCAGUUGAAAUCAAGGAAGCAGGUAGCAAUGUGCCAGGCAGCAACCCCGAAGAUGCGGCUUUCCAGACCCCUCUGACUCAGGAAUCCUGCUGCAAGUUUCCAUCAUCCCAGGAGGCAGAGGAAGCUUCCAGCUGCCCCCGAAAGAAAGACUCCAGUCCCAUGGUGAUCUGUCAGCUGAAAGGAGGUGCCCAGAUGCUCUGCAUAGACAACUGUGGUGCCAGGGAGCUCAAGGCACUCCAUCUGCUUCCUCAGUAUGACGACCAGAACAAUGUCCCACAGUCAGAUCUCCCUAAGCCAAUGACAACUUUAGUGGGAAGACUUCUGCCAGUACCAGCAAAAUUAAAUCUCAUCACACAGGUUGAUAAUGGAGCUCUCCCAUCAACUGUCAAUGGAGCUGCCUUCCCCUCAGGACCCACUAUGCAAGGGCCACCCAAAAUAGCUCUGGCUGGAUACUGCGACUGCUUCGCCAGCGGGGACUUCUGCAACAGCUGCAGCUGCAACAACCUACGCCAUGAGCUCGAGCGCUUCAAAGCCAUUAAGGCGUGUCUUGAUAGAAAUCCCGAAGCUUUUCAACCGAAAAUGGGGAAAGGCCGGCUGGGCGUGUCUAAGCUGCGACACAGCAAAGGGUGUAGCUGUAAGCGCUCGGGCUGCCUGAAGAACUACUGCGAGUGCUAUGAGGCCAAAAUCAUGUGUUCUUCAAUUUGCAAAUGCAUUGCUUGCAAAAACUAUGAAGAAAGCCCAGAGCGAAAACUGCUGAUGAGCACACCCCACUAUAUGGAGGCUGGGGACUUUGAAGGUAACCACCAUCUGUCCCCAGCCAAGUUCUCAGGACCUCUAAAACUGAGAAAAAAUAGGCAGACCUUCUCCUGUAUCUCCUGGGAAGUAGUGGAGGCCACAUGUGCCUGCCUGCUGGCCCAGGGCGAGGAGGCAGAGCAAGAGCGCUGCUCUCCAAGCUUGGCCGAGCAGAUGGUCCUGGAGGAGUUUGGAAGGUGCCUAUCACAGAUUCUCCACAUCGAGUUCAAGUCCAAGGGGCUGAAAAUUGAGUAG
Molecule: messenger RNA, 1497 nt
Organism: Microtus ochrogaster (prairie vole)
Lineage: Eukaryota; Metazoa; Chordata; Mammalia; Rodentia; Cricetidae
Gene: Tesmin
Product: testis expressed metallothionein like protein
Biological process (GO): regulation of DNA-templated transcription
Cellular component (GO): nucleus
Source: RefSeq, a predicted model, not a curated record